Molecule: messenger RNA, 1955 nt
Organism: Lobosporangium transversale
Lineage: Eukaryota; Fungi; Mortierellomycota; Mortierellomycetes; Mortierellales; Mortierellaceae
Exons: 2
Coding region: 297-1886 (529 amino acids)
Source: RefSeq, a predicted model, not a curated record
UUCAGCUCCCUCUUUUUUCCCCUUUUCUUUACACAACUGGUUUUGUUUGCAAUUAACAAGUGCUUAAUUCACUUUGCUUUUUAAUCUUUCAUUCUGCUCUUCAUUUUUGUUUCUUUUUCUUGGUCUUUGCUGUAUAUAUUUUUUUCUCUUCCUCCGCUUUCACUUACUUACUCUUUCAGGAGUGAGCUAUUUGUACGUGCCAUUUGAGCUUAGGUAUCACAUAUCUCUUUACCUUGCUCUUUAUCUUUAUCAGGUUUAUUUUAAAAAGACAUAUUUGUCCAUCAGAAUCUUUUACUAUGGAUUGCAACUGGUGUGCUGUUUGCUCCAAGCAUUUCCAUUGCGAACAUCAAGCAAGCCUUUAUUGCUCUGAUGAAUGUCGCGAAGCUGAUGCAUUGGCUUGUUGCAAUUUCCACGACUGUGAUCAUCCGGAUGGAUCUGCCCAACAUGAUCACCUCACGUUCUGUCAUCAUCAUCGGCCUGCGAUCCGGAUCCCUUCGUUGCCCCUUCUGAACUCGAAUCCAAAUCCAUUAGCAGAGAAAAAAGCCUUUGGCCAACAACAGACUGAUGGAUGGACGCGAUUCCUACAGCAGCAGUACAAUGGUCUGUAUCACUCUCAUUCGACUCAAACGUCCUUGCUUCACACUAUGGACGUAGGGUACGGUGGUUCUCAUCACCACCGCCAACAGCAUGGGAAUAGUCAUGGUCACGGCCAUCACUAUCAACCUCAGUCAUCUGCUUCUCACUCACAUUGUACACGAGUCCACAAUAACAAUAACAGCAACUUUCAACAGCGCUUAUACCAGACCCAUGGGAACUCUCGAGAGUUUCGUGAGCAAUUGCAGCAACAACAGCAACAAGCCCUGAAGCAGUUGCAUCAGUAUCAUCACAAAACUGUAUUUUAUUCUCACACGCGGCAUGCAUCCAUGACUGCAAUCGAGAUACCCACUGUCUCCUCUGUUUCCUCUGAAGAUGCUGAUUGUCUAGUAACUUCUCUGGCAAACUUGUCCCUGUCUAAGGAACAGAAUAUGCUUCCUUCCCCAUGUGGUUCCUUCUCUUCCUCUUCUUCUAAUCUCUCUUUACCCUGUCAGAUAAAGGAUUGUGAGCAACCCUGCGUGAUCCGCAAGAACAAGACUUUGCCUCCGCCAACGCUCUCACACAUCCUUCCAAUGACAAUUUCAAAUCCUGCUUCACUUAGUCCCACACGCGUUGUUACAACCAUUAGGCCUACAUCUCAAAAAAGUGGACGUAGUCAAACUAACCAUAAAGGCGUCCUUGAUAGCCGGUCUUGCGCAUCAUCAUCAGUCUUUUCUUUUUCUGGCUCAAAUGGAAAUGAUAAUGAUGAUAACGAUCAAGUCAAAGACAGAGAGGAGGACAGAAACGUGGACCCUUUGUCGCAUGCGUGGCCUAAGAUGGACAAGUUCUUCUUUUUUCCAGAUCAUUGCUGCCGCACUUCUACCUGUUUGACAGCAACAAAUUGCUCUAUUCGUACAAAAAGUAAUAAUAAGAAGCCUGGCAAUAAGGGUAAUAAAAGCAACAAGGAGAAUAAGAGGGCCAUGUUCGUUUCAGAAUUACCCCCUCCGCCUGUCUCAGCUCGUUCAUAUCGUGAUACAGAUGAUUGUAUCGCAUUGAAGGCUUCCAUCUGGGGUGCAGGCUGGCGUCAGGUCGAGCCCUUGCCCGAGCCACUUAUGAGGGCCUGUCAAAAGAACAACCUACUUUGGGCAGGAUGUGAACGAGAUCAUCAUCACCACCAUCACCGUAAUCAUGGGCACAAAAACCGCGGUAAUGAUGGUAACCUUGGUCGCCGCAAGAGUGCGUCAGAUGCUUCUUCAUGGACUCCAACAGACUGCUCAUGUCGUCUUCCUCGUAGCCUACAAUUCAUUGAUUGAAAGAAAUUUAAUUAGGGUAAUAAUGUAGUAGCAUCCACCUAUUAAAAAGAGCAGAGCCAUCAUGCAGAG